Molecule: messenger RNA, 1158 nt
Organism: Spodoptera exigua (beet armyworm)
Lineage: Eukaryota; Metazoa; Arthropoda; Insecta; Lepidoptera; Noctuidae
Source: the annotation of a GenBank genome assembly
AUGGCAAAUGCAGUUUUUGGAAAGGAUGUGUCGAUGCCAGUCCGACCAAGAAGUGUCUAUACAGCGCACUCCUACAAUCAGGAGGAGUCCGACUUGUCCGCCUUCCAAGACUACAGCAAGUUUCUUGAGGGUGGCCUAGGGCAAGCUGAGCUGGUGGGCGCUGCAGGAUGGCAGCCGCCAUGGCGAGCUCCUCUGCAGCGCAAGGCUCCUUUCUACCCUGGGGAUGACAUCUAUCAUGCUGAUACUUGGCGGGAGCUUGAGAUGACUGACGUAGUCGGGGGCGCUGGAUAUAAUGCUUCGGUCACGCCUCAUGGCACCGUCUGCCUCCGCCUAAGAGACAGAGUCAAAGUUGAUAUGACCAUCGACGGAGCUGUUCGCGUAACCAAUGCUAAGAACAAUAUUAUCCUGGCGUUGUCGCGCUCUGGUGCAGCUGCAGCACUGAUCCACCCCAACGGACUCGUCUAUCACUAUGGAUCCAGAGUUGAGAUCCAGGCCCGCCACCAGCAGGGCAAUAACAAAUAUGCAAAGAUGUGGUACAAGGGUGUGUCGUUCACUGCGGAACAAUGUGCGCUGGUGUACUUGGUAGAUGCAGCUGGCACGCGCACCACCACCGAUACUUUCCUUGACAUGAGUCAGGACUUCACUCUGAAUGUCUUUUACAACGAGUCACGCCAUGGGCCGUCGUACGUGAAUGAAGCAAUGUCGCUGCUGCAAGCGGCGCAGUACUGGUUGACGGAUGAUGGCAUAGACAACUGGAUCAUCAACAAUGUGCGCGUCAGCCAAACUGCGGAUGGACUUGUUAGGAUUCACCGAUGCAGUCACAAGUACCAGCUGCGCACAAGCCCGAGCAACGGGUCCGCGUCCAUUACGAGUCCGUUCCUGCACUGCACCGCCUCGCUAGGCCAGACUCAGCAUCUUUUCGUUCGCCUUUUUCUGAUCCUCAGCCAGCUAGUUUGUUUUAAAAAGCAGUUGCUAUUUGCCAGAUCUCCAGACCUUGACCCGGAUAUAAUCCAUACCAACAACUACAAAAUAACUCGUGUGAUUCGAGUGGCAUUCUUCCGGUUCUGUCGUCAGACCUCAAAAUCAGGUUAUCCAUGGUGCCAUUAUGACGUCAAACUCAUUUGGAAUAAUGAUCUUGACCCUUAUAUGAUCUUUUAA